Molecule: messenger RNA, 825 nt
Organism: Rhizopus microsporus ATCC 52813
Lineage: Eukaryota; Fungi; Mucoromycota; Mucoromycetes; Mucorales; Rhizopodaceae
Exons: 2
Coding region: 1-825 (274 amino acids)
Source: RefSeq, a predicted model, not a curated record
AUGCUAUUGCAAUUGAGUCUAUUGUUUGUUCUAUUUUGCCCCAUCAUUGUUAUAUAUUUCACAGGUGGAUUUGCAGGAUCUAACAACAGCAACGCAAGUCGUAAAAAGAAAAAGAAAUCAAAAAAGAAGAAGAAUGAACAAGAGCAGGAAGUAAUUAAGGAAGCGUUACCGCAGCAGCAAGAGCAGAAGAGAGAAGAAAAGGAACAGAAACAUGAUGAAAAGCAAGACAAGAAUAAAAAGAAACAAAAUAAAAAGAAGCAACAAGUAAAACAAGCGAUGGAAGAGAAGAAGCAAGAAGCAAAACCGAUGGUGGAAGACAAGAAGCAAGAGACAAGCCAGACAGCAAUUGAAGAUAAUAAGCAAGAAAAUGAAUCAGAGAGACAAGUAAAAGAAAUUGAUGAACAUAUGGAUCAUACUGUUCGUUAUGCACGUGUGUUGCGUAUAAAACCAGAAGAGGAAGAGGACGGUUGGGAACCUGUACCUUACGAGGAUGGAUGGAAUCAAGUAAAAGUUCGUCGUCCUGCAGGUCCUGCUACGACUCAUAGUAGCAGCAGCAGUACGAGUACAGUGAAUGUCAAGUUGGAUAAGAAACAACGAGAAAAUGCAGCUAGAAAAGAAAGACAAAAGGCGGCCAAAGCAGAGGCAGAGGCAUUGAGACUUCAAAAACUGCGAGCACAUCAAAAACAAUUAGAAAAGCUAAAAAUCGAAGAAUUUUACUCAAAAGGCAAAGGCAAGAAUUCACCUUGGGGUAAAAAUAAGACUAGUUCCAAAGUGCCUCAGUCAACAGCAAGCGUAAAUGAAUAUGGUCAGCUGAUUUGGGAUUAG